Molecule: messenger RNA, 1274 nt
Organism: Mercenaria mercenaria
Lineage: Eukaryota; Metazoa; Mollusca; Bivalvia; Venerida; Veneridae
Exons: 8
Coding region: 69-920 (283 amino acids)
Source: RefSeq, a predicted model, not a curated record
UCACAGAUAUAAAAGUGUGUCAGUACUUUGGAAAUUAGUUGUGCCCCGAGUUAUUGAGGAUAAUCAAGAUGUUGAGACUCACCAUUUUACUGAUUCUGCCGUUUCUUUGCUCCUGCUUCAUCUUCAAAAGGGAUCAAGCAGACUGGAACGGCCUAAAAGUGACGUGGGGUUUAAACCCAUUCAGUGCUUUCAACAGCGUACCAAGAACUCGUGCAGAAGCUCUGUCAGACGGGUGGGCGUCACUGAGUCCAGGUACUGGAUGCAAUGAUAACCCAAAGUUUAAAGGAGAACGUUAUAUCAAGGACCGUGACAUGGGAGUGAUUCUAAUAUUCGAUGCUAACGGUUAUAUCGCUGGAAUCCAAAUUGGAUUCCCGGAGAGUUUCAGUCCAAAUCCUCACAAUUAUCCAUUUCCUCCACUAAAGAAUAGAGCGGUUAUUCUAGAUAAUGGCAACUACUAUGUCACAGCUUACUUUGUUGACCCAGCGACUAUUUGUCAAGGCCGAACUGCUGACCAAUUUAAACAGCAAGGAACUGGAACUGGUUUGUGGAUACAAAACGGCACGGACCCUGUAGCUCAUUCUAUUACCAUUCCCAAAACUAAAGCUGGCGCUGACAAAAGCAUGUGGACCGAAGGCGCAUGCUUUUAUACCAUGGGUCUCCAUUACUGGUAUAACCUCUCGAAGGACAUGUCGUGUGACAACCUCUACCCCGUGUUUCUCCUUUACAAUGGUGGAGUGCUGAACGGCUUUGGAUGGGCUAUUGGGAUGGACUUGAAAAGUUAUUCAACCCGUAUUGAGCAUCCGCCACAAUCUUCCUAUGGGAAUUUCAUGAAACCGCCACCAGACUGUCUGAGUAACCUGGGAACAAUGACAACUUUACAUAUAUACCUGACAGACAGUGCAACCGCAGACACGUGCUAGCUCUGAUAUUUAGUAUUGGCGGGAAACCAAGUUGCUGGAAUCCAGUUCCCAAUUUGAACAGACAAAAACAUUGAAAUGUUGUGUUUAUCUAUCUAUCUUUGUGUCUGUUUAUUUACACAGACUCACACCUUUCGAGGGGAAUAUGGGCAUGAGAAUUGGUGUAAUAACAUUUUUAUAAAAGUUUUUCUAACGCAAAAUAAAAGAAAGCAUGAUAAGUUUUUGAAGCAGGACGUAUACGAUAAAAUUAUGGUUAUAUCUUUUGUUAUUUUGUAAAUGGCCUGCUUACAAAUUAUUCACUCGAACAUUCAAAAUAUCUUGGCACUCGAAUAGACAUAAAUAAAAUAAAUAAAGUUA